This is a messenger RNA of Mauremys reevesii (Reeves's turtle), 2999 nucleotides long. It is a transcript of the gene SPATS2, whose product is annotated as spermatogenesis associated serine rich 2. Gene Ontology annotation, molecular function: protein binding. The record is from RefSeq and is a predicted model, not a curated record. Gene Ontology annotation, cellular component: cytoplasm. Lineage: Eukaryota; Metazoa; Chordata; Testudines; Geoemydidae. The coding region runs from base 459 to 2147 and encodes 562 amino acids. The transcript has 13 exons.
CUUGCCGGGGUCGGUGCGGGCCCCGGCCCCGCCCCCCCUUCCCCGGUGCCUGGCAGCGGCGGCCUGAGGAGACGGUGAGGGGGGUUGUGGCGGCGGCGGCGGCGUCUGGCUCCCUGCGCGCGCGGCCAGGGCCCGCCCCAGCCCCAGCCUCGGGCACGGCGCCGGCGGGGGUGAGGGGAGCAGCGCGGGCCCGGCGGAGGCGGAAUCUGUGAAAAGGACAAUGUGAGCUACUACCUUCAGGCAUCCUGAGAAGUUGGUGUUGGGAGGAAGGAGCCUAGACUGCUUUGCUGUUCAGUCAGCAGAAUUUCUGACGACUCUAGCUCCCAUUUGCCGUCCAUACCAGAUAUUUGCCAUUUCCUGUUUGAUACAAGACGGCAGCUGUCAGCCACAUUAUUCAAGGGAGAGGACUAUUUUUUCCCCUCACAUAAUUAAUUGCCCAUAAAAACAAAUACGCAGGGAUGUCUAAGAAACAAAAUCAGAAAGAGCCAACAGGGUUCAUUUUUGAUGUGCAGUCCAACACUGUGAUGGCCCAAGGAGGAACCUUUGAAAACAUGAAGGAGAAGAUCAGUGCAGUGCGUGCGGUGGUCCCCAACAGGAGCAACAAUGAAAUCAUCCUGGUGCUACAGCACUUUGAUAACUGUGUGGAUAGAACAGUGCAGGCCUUUAUGGAAGGCAAUGCCAGCGAAGUAUUGAAAGAAUGGACAAUAACAGGCAAGAAAAAGAACAAAAAGAAGAAAACGAAACCCAAACCUCCAGCUGAAGCAAGCCCGGGCCUCCCAGAUCCUGGUAAACUGACAGCCACCGAAGGGGAACAGUCUGCAGCUUCCUCUGAGAAGGGCGGGAUUAAUGGUUACCAUGUCAAUGGCUCGGCCAAUGAUACGGAGUCCGUGGACUCGCUCAGUGAAGGCUUGGAUACGCUUUCAAUAGAUGCCAGAGAGUUAGAGGAUUGUGAAUCUGCCACACCUGACAUGCCCGAUGGAACAGUGUCUGAGCUAGACAGUGGAAUAGUGGACUUUGAGCCAAAGUCACCCGUAAUGCACUCUUCCCAGAAUGCUCCGUCUGUCAGGCCGCAGCCAGAGCAGAGGAAUGCCAGCAAGUCUCUGUCUAGGUCCACGGCAAGCAAUCAGACGUCUACUUCCUUGUCUCCAGCGAUGCUGGAAGAUGUUCCGGUUUCUUCUUCAAACAAGAAGUUAGGUUCAAAUAUUGAAAAAUCCGUGAAGGACCUUCAGCGUUGCACAGUCUCCUUGGCACGGUAUCGGGUUGUGGUUAAAGAGGAGAUGGAUGCCUCCAUUAAGAAAAUGAAGCAGGCCUUUGCUGAACUGCAGAGUUGCCUCAUGGAUCGAGAGGUAGCGCUGCUGGCCGAAAUGGACAAAGUGAAAGCAGAAGCAAUGGAAAUCCUGGUCAGCCGACAAAAGAAAGCUGGGGCGCUAAAGAAGAUGACUGAUGUUGCCGUGCGCAUGUCAGAGGAGCAGUUGGUAGAGCUUAGAGCUGACAUAAAGCACUUUGUCAGUGAACGCAAAUAUGAUGAAGACCUGGGCAGAGUGGCACGAUUCACCUGUGACCUGGACGCAGUAAAGAAGAGCAUCAGCUCAUUUGGGCAAGUGUCCCAUCCAAAGAACAGUUACUCAACCAGAUCACGGUGCAGCUCCGUCACGUCCGUGUCCUUGAGCCCGGGCGAUCCCUCCACCCUGGAGUGUGCCUCUGCUCCCAGCCUUCCCCCAGCAAGCAGGAAGCCCCUGUCCUUGGCAGAAACACCUGCAGCUGGAGCCGGCGCCGGCAGCCAUCCAUGCCAGCCUCCCCGAGAGGUCUUCCAGGGUAACAGGAGACAAGGCCAGGGCUACCGGCCCCAAGGCCAGCGCCAUAACGGCCCCUGCAAUCCAGGAAGACACGACAGUAUGAACCGGUACAGAAAUGGGCCUUGGUAUCAGUCUGGUUCCAGGUCUCAGAAUUCCCAGUUUCGACCUCCAGGGAUUGCUACUGACCGUGGCCAGACUCAUUCCACAGGAACCAGUGGAACUGGCGCCACCUCCCUGGCGAGCCCGCCUGUCCCCUCAGCACAGGUGCAUCCAGCUGCACCCAGCACAGACACCAAGGGGCUCCCACAGCGCAAGCCAAGGUCAAGCCAGCCUGAAGAGGCAGAUUCCUGAGAGGCUCCAGAUCUCCAUUCCCUCCAGAGAUUCGGCUUGGUACCUGGACUGUAGGACACUCCUAGCUAGACCUAUUAACAAAGGAACGUUUACACUCCUCUCUUGUGCCACGUUUUUCUCUCCUCCCUUGUGCGUUUCCUUCGUUUUCUUCUCUUUGUGGAAGCUACUUAAUGCGUCUCCAUACGCGCUACUGCCAUGUGAUGGGUUCAUGCUUUACCGGGAGCGCACUUUGCUGCUGCCAGAGCUGCGGCUUCCCCUGGGAACUCCAAGGAUCUCGAUGGCUCCUUUUCCUUCAGAGUUAUCCACGGAACCCCCGGCAGAAUCCGAGCCAAAAAUACCCUCCCAGUUGUGGGCCUUGGUGAGGCAACCUGUGGGCGGAGCCCCAGCCAGCUCUCACUGGUAACAGCACACGGUUCAUGCUGGCAAUGAAGAGGGUCGCUGUGAAAUGUGAGUGCUGGGGCUUUAACUAGGGUAGUUGUCAGAUUGGAGGGAGCCAUACGGAAUCUGUCUCAUUUUCCUUGGAGCUAAUCUGAAUCCCAGCAGUAGCCCAGGCUGAAACUGGUCACCCGAGUCCCAAACCCUUGUUAUCGGGACCCUUCAGUGGAGCCAAGCAGCAGUGGUAAAGGCCCACGCAUAUUUCCUGUACACAUUUAGAUGUUCCCUAUUUUUAAUGUUUCAGGGGGGAGGUUUCUUUAUUUUAUUCCCCCCUGCCCGUCCCUACCCCAUCUUGUCCCUAAACUAAAUUGCUAACCAUAACAAUUAGCAGUGCUAACCCUGGGUAACACCAGUCAGAUUGCUCACAGCCUUCUUGGUAGUUGUACAAAUAAAGACGAUGCUGACGAUGGACAUGUU